Messenger RNA from Papilio polytes (common Mormon), 1435 nucleotides. Its product is annotated as ATP-dependent (S)-NAD(P)H-hydrate dehydratase-like. Lineage: Eukaryota; Metazoa; Arthropoda; Insecta; Lepidoptera; Papilionidae. The transcript has 2 exons. Gene Ontology annotation, molecular function: ATP-dependent NAD(P)H-hydrate dehydratase activity. Bases 378 to 1364 code for a protein of 328 amino acids. The record is from RefSeq and is a predicted model, not a curated record. Gene Ontology annotation, biological process: metabolite repair.
UGAAACUUGAUAACUCUUCCCUUUGCAUGAUAAAGAAUUGUCAGAUUGAUAAGAAUCAUGCUAAGAAAAACUCGAAAUCGCCGAAUACCGACAAACCUAUUCCGUAUUUUGAGAUUAUAAGCAUUGAGAUUGUCUUAUUUUCAUGCUGUCUUCUUUAGGUUCCGAACAACGCCAUAUAGGAAUAUAAAUCUCAUAAAAAAACAUUCAUGUUACUUGCCUGGCUGACCUUCAAAUUAUCAUAUAUCACAAGGCCACAUAAAUAUAAAUAUUAUUACGGAUAGACUUACACUUUAAAACAUGCAGGUCGUCUAAUAGUGACAAUAGCCACUGUUAUCUUGCGUUGUAACCCGACUGAUUCGUAUAUCUUAGGAUAAACAAUGAAUUGUUUGGCAAAUAUUUUGUUCUUCAUUACAAUCACAACAAUUAUAUGUGUUGUUCAGUCUAAUUUAGUAGAACAGUGUUCAAACAUUAAUGAAUUGAGAAUAAGUGAUCUUAAGAGUAUUAGCAAGUCCAUUAUACCUGAACUGGAUGGCAAAGGUAAAGGGGAAGCUGGUAAAAUUGGCAUCAUUGGAGGGUCUGUGGAAUAUACCGGAGCUCCAUAUUUUGCUGCUAUAUCAGCAUUAAGGGCUGGAGCUGAUUUGGUAUAUGUGAUAACAACAGAGAAUGCAGCCCCCAUCAUAAAAGCUUACAGUCCAGAUCUUAUUGUUUAUCCAUUUCUUAAUAUGAAUUCUGCCUCAAAACUGAACUAUAUCCUAUCAAAAAUGGAUGUCAUAGUUCUCGGACCAGGGUUAGGUAGAGACGAUGAAGCUAUUAAAUUAGCGCGAGAAAUAAUGCAAACAUGUAAAUCUUUGAAGAAACCAAUGGUUAUUGAUGCUGAUGGUUUAUUUGCAGUAUGUCAGAAUAUCUCAAUUUUAAAAGAUUACCCCAGUCCAGGUGUUAUUCUUACUCCAAACAAAAGAGAAGCAAGUCGUUUAAUGCAAGCUGUUCAGGCAAAGAAUUUAUCUUGGUAUGAAUACUGGGGUACCAAUGUGUCAGUUUUAGCUAAAGGAGAAUAUGACAAUUUUCUUUCUAGUGUGGGAUCUGUUAAAUGGUCGUCAAACGAAGGUGGCUCUAGUCGCCGUGCUGGCGGACAAGGCGACAUUUUAUCUGGAAGCUUAGGGACAUUUUUCAACUGGGCUUUGAAAACAAACUAUUUCUGUACAAAAGGAAAAAUAACACCAUUUUCACAGAGUGUUGCAGCUUAUGCCGCCGCAAGGUUAACAAGGUCGUGCAAUUCAAGAGCUUACAAGAUUUACGGACGAAGUAUGAUAGCUUCAGAUAUGUUGAAAGAACUGCAUAAAGCCUUUGAGGAGCAAUUUCUUUAAAUGAAUUUAUGCAUAUACUAAAUACAUGUUAUAACGAAUCUCAUUGAAUUACAAUAUAUAGUGGCAUUGUC